GAGCACGUACUGGCGCCUGCGUUGCGUAGCGGCGAGCGAGAGGCGGGGCCUGCACUUCACUGCAGGCAGGGGGGGGGGCCUCCAGCUGGCCGGUGUGCGGGGGGAGGGAAGCAUGCGAGCAUGACUCUUUGAAGUGGAGCGAUUGAAGGCUGUCCAAGCUUCUGCGGCAUAUGCUGGCGAUGGUACUCGACCUUCCGUUCGUUGAGGAUCGAAUUUCCAGGGAAAGUGUCCCAGCCGAGCAUCGGCCCUCGGCUCUGCUUAGCAUUUAUUCGCGUGCCUCGCCUCUCUUCAGUGAGCAAGUUGCAGCAGCUUAUUGACUGAGUGGGUGUCAGAGUCUGUUUGUCUGUCUGAGCAGCGCGAGCCCUCCUUCCUUGCAUCUGGAUCCCGCAGGCAGACACGCGACUCCUUGACUCCUUUCAUAAUCGGACACCUCCUGCCCACCCCGAGUGCUUCGAGACGGAAGCUGGCAAGAAGUCUGCUCCACUUCUUAGGAUUUUCGCGGGGCCAAGAAUCCGCGCUGAGCGGCCUGCUGUGCGUGCUGCAAGAAGAAUCGGAGAGCGUGGACGAGGCGCUGGUGCAGCUGCCGCGAGCGACGGACGGAAGCGCCGCUGCGAAGGAAGCAGAUCUGGGAGAGCCGGCGACCAUGGCCAACGAAGGCGAUGCGGCUGUCGUCGCCUCCAGCCCCACCAACGGGUCGCUCAGCGCCGGCAAGCCCGAUGCGGCGCCCGCAGCCCCCGCCAGCAAGCCCAAUGGCGCCCUGCACCCGCUCAAGUAUCCGCGCAUUGCUAGCACCUCCCUCAGCAAGCGCAUUAUGACUUCCAUGUCGCGACGAUCCGUCGCCGCGCACCCCUGGCACGAUUUGGAAAUCGGUCCUGAUGCGCCCACCAUCUUCAACAUGGUUGUUGAGAUCGGGAAAGGUGGCAAGGUCAAGUACGAGCUGGACAAGAAGAGUGGGCUCAUCAAGGUCGAUCGUGUGCUUUACUCGUCGGUGGUCUACCCGCACAACUAUGGAUUCAUCCCCAGGACUCUCUGCGAAGACAACGACCCCAUGGACGUUCUCGUCCUGAUGCAGGAACCUGUUCUUCCAGGCUGCUUCCUGCGCGCGAAAGCCAUCGGACUCAUGCCCAUGAUCGAUCAGGGCGAGAAGGACGACAAGAUCAUCGCGGUCUGCGCGGACGAUCCUGAGUACCGUCACUACACUGACAUCAAGGAACUUGCACCCCACCGACUUGCUGAAAUUCGUCGCUUUUUCGAGGACUACAAGAAGAACGAGAACAAGGAAGUGGCUGUUGAUCAGUUCAUGGGUGCCGAGCAUGCUGUAGAAGCUAUCAGCCACUCGAUGGAUCUGUACGCUCAAUAUAUCGUCGAGAGCCUCAGACAAUAGAUGAUAAAGGAUGGCGGUUCCGGUCAUGUCAGGAGGUAGUCCUCCCUGUUCACGUGGCUGUUGGUCACUGUUGCACGAAUAUUAGAACUUCGUGCAAUUUUCGGCAAGCACAACGUAUUUGCUCACACGAAGUUCCGCUGGUGGGGGCACUGUUCUCAGGAUCAAGUCGUCACCUUCGUUUAACAGCUGUACUGCCGCGAGUGCCCACGGUUGAGUUAUUCUGUAGGUCCUGCUAGGAAAAUUCGGCUGUCAGUAACGCUUAGAGACAAUCCUUGCUCAAUUUCCAGGGGUUGAAGAGAUUAUCUGCCUCCUCCAUCUUAGGCACGUAUUGCUUGAGGACAUGCAUUUCACGAAGAUAAACUCUCGUAUCAUUUGUACUCGAGAUACAUAGUGGACGAGCAUAGCUGUAUAAUAACAUUCCAUCAGCCUGGCAGCGCCAGAAUAGAUUCGAUAUUUCAAUUUUAAGUUAUAAUUCGCUCUCAACACUAUAGUCAUUUAUCUGCUGAGGUCACGAAUCUCUUCCACAGGAGAGGUUGCACCGAAUUCUUAUUGUCACGGGAUUCUACUUAAUAAAGGUUUGCGUACCUAUACGAUUCACAAUC
Molecule: messenger RNA, 1986 nt
Organism: Marchantia polymorpha subsp. ruderalis
Lineage: Eukaryota; Viridiplantae; Streptophyta; Marchantiopsida; Marchantiales; Marchantiaceae
Source: the annotation of a GenBank genome assembly